GCAUUUCGCCCAUGUCGCAGCCACUUACGAAUUCUAACAUCCCUCCGGAAUUACGAUUAGAUUUUACCAGUCUCGCUGAGGAUAUCCUAGCCUUGCAGUUCGACGAACUGGCCACGACCAAUAUUGAUAGCGGGCCGGAUCCUGCGCUCGACAACGUUGCACUUCCUGCUUCCUCAAGGUCAGCGACCAGUUCGACCGCAAUAACUGAUCUCAUUCGCCGGUUGAAUCAAGCUCGUGAGGACGUGCGGCGUGCCGAGGCAGCUGUCCGCAAGUUAACAGCCUGUGAUCUGGACUUAGAAGCCCAACAGAAUCUUUUACUCGCUACGUCCACAUCUUGCAUUACAAAACGCCAAUUAAUAUGCUUACUGAAACGGGAGCUAUCCAAAUUUUCCAAGGAUACUUCGUCUAACUCCUUUGAUUCUCUCUAACGUUUCGAUGAACUAGUUCCUGCUGUACAUGGGAUCUAUUCCCCUAUUACAUCUUAUUUCACACUGCUCUGUAUUUUUUCUACACUAUUCCGGCUUAGUGUGUUUGCGACGAAUCUCUUACGGAAAUUUACUCCCUAUCUUACAUUUCACUAUCCUCCUAAAUUUCCGUAUCGUCUGUUGUUACACUUAAUCGACUAGUGUCCACUAACGGAAUAGCCUCUUUCCCGAUCGUGAACUGCACGCUGUUUCCACACCCAAACGUAGUAAUUUCCUCUGCUCCCGAUGUGUUUAUGGAUUUGAUUUCUAUCUUAUUAACAUUCUCAGGUUCAAGUUUACAGCAGCUACUUCUCUUCAAAUAUUUGUUUGACCUGCACAACCCAAACUUUUAUUCCCAUUCUUUCAAUUUUACUGAGAUUCCAUGUGGUGCAUACCUCUGCAUUUUGUCCAAUAUUGCUCUUUAGUGGUCACUCUGGUUACCAACUUAUGUCCGAGUGGAUACUUGGAUACAGUUUAUUGACACACAAAUCUGUUGUAAGGCAUGGGAGACGGACCACCCCAGCGUUAAUCGCGGUCCUCUGUG
This is a messenger RNA of Dicrocoelium dendriticum, 1008 nucleotides long. The record is from the annotation of a GenBank genome assembly. NCBI's taxonomy places the organism in Eukaryota, Metazoa, Platyhelminthes, Trematoda, Plagiorchiida, Dicrocoeliidae.